CGCCACAUCCAGUCGAACGAAAGGAGACGCUGCGUGAGGGUGUUUUAGAAUGUCUUGAAACUUGCGCGCACAUUGGAUUCGAGAGUUCGUAAGCUGCCCGCCCUCUAUCUCACGUCGUAAUGCAGUCCAUUUUUUUUUUGGAGUAAACAAAACGGGAAAUGACAAACCAUAGUCAUGAUGUAGUUAAGUUGUGAGUUGAAACGUACGUGUUCUUUUCUUUUGUGUUUGGUGCGAAAGAAAGAAGAACGCUUGGAGAGGCUGUGUUUGUGAAGUGAUUGCUUUCACACGUGUUAAUAAGCAGGGCGAUAAAUGCUUCCACUUGGACGAGUUAGCACAGCACAGUAAUGGGAGAACGCUGAUCUUCAGAGUGUGUAGAAGAUGGAUGCAUCUUCAUAACCUAUCAAGUCUACUUGUUCCAUGACAAGAAGAAUGCCCGAAGAUCACCGGAGGCCGUAGAUCGUCUUCAUACGGCGUUUGUUUCGUCCGCCUUCCUGAUCCGGCCGGUUUCCGCCUCCAGUUUUGAGGACUGAACAAUGACGAGCCAUCACGAAGGCUUGGAGGUGGUCGAGUCAGGGAGAGCGCUCAAAGUACAGACUGACGCACCGCAUCUCGUCAGUCUCGGCGGAGGGCGACUGAGCACCGCAGUUACCUGGCACCCGCUUCCACAAGGUCGAGUAACCAUCGGCGCAGGCCGUGAUGUGGACAUCGCAUUACAGGGGACAGGAGUCGAACCCCUUCACUGUCACAUCGACAAUUCGAAUGGCGUUGUGACUUUACAUCCAGUGGCAGAAAUGACAGCUGUUGACGGCCUCAGGGUCAAGUCUGCAACACGCCUUACACAGGGAUGCAUGCUGUGCGUCGGCCGAUCCAAUUAUCUACGCUUUAACCACCCGGCCGAGGCGCGGCUGAUGAAGAGUAUCCUGCCCAAUACGCGGAUAUCCAUGGUUCCGCUCAUCCUGUAUCCAGGCGCCGAUGGUUCCGAAGGCUUUGCUCUGGAGCGGAAGCCGCCAGUGGCACCGCGUCGGUCCCCCAGGGACAGCUGGGGGGACCUGAGCACCAGCAGCAGCUGUGCCAGCGGGGACGACUGCUGUGUUCUAGGCAGAGUGUCGCGCUUCGAGCUGAUGGCGCACACCCAGAACGGCAGGGCCGCCCCGAACCGCCUGCAGCACUUCUCGCCCAAAGUGUUUCCGGCCGGGUGCCCCACGGCGAGUUCCCCUGCCAGCGCCGUUCUGGGUCCGGCCCGUGCGCCUUCCGUAUUGAUGCUGACCUGUCUUGCAGGAUGCAUGCUGUGCGUCGGCCGAUCCAAUUAUCUACGCUUUAACCACCCGGCCGAGGCGCGGCUGAUGAAGAGUAUCCUGCCCAAUACGCGGAUAUCCAUGGUUCCGCUCAUCCUGUAUCCAGGCGCCGAUGGUUCCGAAGGCUUUGCUCUGGAGCGGAAGCCGCCAGUGGCACCGCGUCGGUCCCCCAGGGACAGCUGGGGGGACCUGAGCACCAGCAGCAGCUGUGCCAGCGGGGACGACUGCUGUGUUCUAGGCAGAGUGUCGCGCUUCGAGCUGAUGGCGCACACCCAGAACGGCAGGGCCGCCCCGAACCGCCUGCAGCACUUCUCGCCCAAAGUGUUUCCGGCCGGGUGCCCCACGGCGAGUUCCCCUGCCAGCGCCGUUCUGGGUCCGGCCCGUGCGCCUUCCGUAACCAACGGAACUGCCUCGGGGAGCCCCACCCUCGAGAACUGCUCAUCCCCCACUUCCACCCCGAUUGUGGUGUCAGUCCGGGCUAGAAGCGCCACCCCGACCCACGCGUCGCACCUGUUCAGCAACACGCCACCGUUGGUGAACGGGGACUUUGCCAGAGGCUUGUCAGGCGUCUCUAGGAGUGUUACUUCCAGCCCCGCCUUCGACAGGAAUCGGUCCACGGGAUCCACAAGGUCCCUGUCUCCCGCCUUGGUCCGGUCCACAGACUCCUCCAGUCACGGAUCGCCCGCUGGCUACCCCUCUCGUCUCGCAACCCCUAGUCCAGCCUUCAACAGGAACCCUCUGCCUUAUUCGCCAGGAAGUGCAUUUCGAAGUGUAGGUCACAGACGGACCUUGUCGGCGGACUCCGACGUGCGCGUGAGCUUCGCGUCCAGCAACUGCAGCAGUUUGGAGGAGCUGACGGCGAGAAACGACGAGUUGGAACACAAGAGAAAGCAGGCCCAGGAAGCGCGAAUGCAGGAGGAGGAAGGAGAGAGGCUGGAGCGAGCGCGUCUCGAGGAGAUUCUGAACAUGUGCGCGGAGUACGAGCGGCAGGCGCAGUCCGAACGCCAGCAGAACAAACCCCCUCUGACCCCGACGCUGCAUCAGAACAGGAUCAAAACAAAUGGUUCUCUGCCUCGAGAUAAACGUCUGGUCUCUCCCGGUGCAACUGCAGGAGCCCCAGAAGAUGAAGUGGGAGAGAUAUUUACCUUCGAAACAAGUAGUACUAGUGUUAUUGGAUCCUUAUCCCUGAACUACUCUGCAAUGCCAGUAACAUCACCAGUGGUGAACACAAAUCAUCUUAGCAGCAGUGAGAUGGCAGUUCAGGAGAUGGGCGCAAGCCCUCUACCACCGAAUAUGAUUCGCAGUCCCUAUGAGAACGUGGUAAUACCGGCCGCCUGCGCCGUCGUGCACCCGCAAAGCCCUCGGACCAGGAUCCGCACUAUCGCGCCUUCAGCUAAAGACGCAAGUGAGGUGAUAGAAAAUCGUCUGGCUGUGAGCAGUGACUACGAGUUUGUUGGCUCGCUGCCUAGAAGCAGAACGACUCAAGAAAUGCCCGGCAGUGCUGUAUCUUCAACAGCCGUGAGUAAUAAGAGUCAAACGAAUGACAAAGGCAAAUUCAUCUUGCCACUUGAGAAGGAGAGGCCGGAAGAACAUCUGAACGAUAGGAUUGAUGCUGUGGUCAUAUCUAACAAACAGGCUGUUUCAGCCCCACGCAAAGUGAACGGCGAAGUGAGAGAUGUAGCACGAGAUCAGGAAGGGAAGAUUCAGGGUGACAAAGUUACGAGAAAGGAGGAGAGAGGACUAGACGUCGGAAUGUCGAAUGAGGCGGCGCCUGAACAGAAAUGUGGCGCGUCGCAACCAGAGAUGAAGAUUGAAGCGGACCGCCAGAAUACCAGGUUGAAGAGCUGCGGAGAUGUCGAACAGCUGAGAAGGGAGAGGGGCAAGUUGUUGGCGACGAUGUCGGGUUUGAAGAGGAAGGUUGCCGACAUCGAGCAGCAGGAGGAGGAGCUCCUUCGUGAGUUGGACAUGGAGCGAGCGCUGUUGGAGGGGGAAUGGCAAGCCCAGAGUGAGAAACUGUUGCAAGAAGAAGAAAGGUUGUCAGUGCUGAGAGAGAGGGUGGCAAGACUGGAUGAGGAAAUGGAGCGGCGUCAUGCCAGGGAACUCCGGAGGCAAGCCGAGGUUAAGCGGAGGCUUGAGGCGACGGAACGAGAAAUACACAGCUUAGAGCAGGAAGCUGCCAAGUGUGCGUCAUCUGGAAACGGCGAGAGAGACAGAGAAUUGACAGAGGCGCUGAGACAGCAGCAUGAGCUGCUUGAAGCCGAGAAGAAGGCAUUUGAGGACCUGGAAUUCAGACAGCUGGAGGAAGAGGCGGGCUGGCUCGCGGGCCGUGAGGAGUUGCAACGGGAGCUGGUAGACAUGGCAGCUAGAGUGGAAACGCGUGGCCUGCGAUUGAGAGAGCUGGAACAGCAGCGGUUAGAGAUAGCGCAGUCGGCGCAAGAGGAGAGCCGUGCCACGGAGAGGCAGCUACUCGACUGCCUGCGUAGACUGGAAGAGGGUCGGCACAGACGAAGAUCAUUGGAAAUACAGUUGGCAGAACUGACAUCAGUGCAACCAGGAACAAUUUCAGGCCAGGAUUCCAGCAGUCCCGAAGGGUCUUCAGAUGUGGAUGGGUUGCUGGUCUCCCCACAGAACCAGCAACGUGUUCCAGGUUCAGACAGGAAACAGUCUUCACAGGACGAUCUCGACCGAAUCAGUCGAGUGACGUCGGGCGCGCCGAUAGAAAUGGGCGGUGGGUCAUUGGGGCGAAGAACGCUGGAAUCACUUCAGGAAAUUGAGAGAAAUCGCCAGCGUCAUCUUGCACAGCAAGGAAGCCAAGUGAUAGAGGAUGAGCGGAAACGUGUCCAGGAGCUGAAACGGGAGGCUAAUUGCAACAGUCUUAAUAGCGUGGGCAGCGAGGAGUCGAGCCUUACGUCGAGCGAUGUGCCGACUGAGAGUGCGUCUAGUGACGAUGCCUUACUCAGUCCGACAAAUGUCGACAGUGCAGAAUGCGCAGUCGGCGGCGCCACGGACCACAAGAACGAGACGGAAACGAGCGAUGACGCCGCACGCCAGAAUAAGAUGCGAGAGAAGGAGUUGGAAUUGGAACGAGACACGGAGGAGACGAGGCCUUUGUCUGAUGGAUCGGCAUAUGAGGAGAAGCUGUCUGUACCUGUGCAGAAGAGGGACAAAUCCUCUCCACGGCCUCAGGAGGCACACCAGCGACCACUGACGCGAUACCUUCCAAUCAGAAGCGAGAGUCUGAAUCUUCGGCAGCACAUAGAGUCUGCCGGCCACCAGAUAGAGCUGUGUCCGCACGCGAGUUUAGACUCCACCUCAUGUCGAGGAUACCUGCACAAGAUGGGUUCCAAGUUUCAUCACUGGAACAGACGGUGGUUUGUGUUUGACCGAGUACGAAGAACAUUCACGUAUUAUAGUGACCGAGGCGAGAAGAAACCCCGUGGCGGAGCGUACUUCCAGUCCAUUGAAGAAGUUUAUGUGGACCAUCUGAACUCUGUAAAAUCUCCAAAUCCUCAGCUAACGUUCGUGGUGAAGACGAAUGAGAGGAUGUAUCACCUGAUGGCGCCCAGUCCGGAAGCCAUGAGAAUCUGGGUGGAUGUAAUUUUCACUGGUGCUGAAGGAUAUCAGGAGUUUGAACAUGGUUCAUAACCUGAAACUGGAACUUGCAAGUUUUGCAUUUGCAAACAAUGCGUCAAAUGGAUCCGCGGAUCUGGUAGUCUUAAGAGUUUUAUGAAUGGGGCAUAUCAGAUGAGGAUUCUGCAGUGAUUCAAAUUUAGUAGCAAAAUUAAAGUGCGGCCGGUCGAGCGUCUGUUCCGAGCGCGUGUGUGACUCGUCGUUCCGCGCAGAAUUUUCUGCUGUUUCUAAUGAUCCGGUCGUGGACAAGUGUCAUUUCGCUUUUGAACAGUAACAUGAUCUGACAGUUUUCAGAGCACAGUUGAUCAUUAAGGUGACAACUGAAAAUGAUGCUGUGCCGUAUAAACAUUUAUUUUUUAUAAGUCGCAUACCUGGUAUUGCAUUGUUUUGUGAAUUAUGUUACUACGACCGUUGAGACAGACGUAUGUUUUUUUGGAAUACGAGCAUUAAGGCGAGUAUGAGGGGGCGUCCCAGUUGUUUUUCAUAAGCUGCGUGAAUGAAUGCAGAAUUACUGAAAACAAACCAAUUACGUUUCUAGAUGCAUUUUCUCACAAGGUAAACGAAGUAGGCGUAUUCUCUGUGUUUGAUUAUUUAUUUAUAUAAGUUGCAUUUGAUGAUUUUAGUUUCAUGAGGGAUGUUUUAGUAUGAGAAAUAUGACUCGCGUGUUGCAGUUGGCAAUUUCGCAGUAACGCACGGAAUGUCAAUUCUGUUGCGACAGCUGAGAACGAGAUGCGAGGAAUAUCUGUUAUGUGUUCCCUGUGCUAUAAUGUGAACGAAGAAUGAUAAUUUUGGGCUUAGUCAGUGGGUAAGGCUGGAAGUAAUUGAUGUUGAAGAAUUAAUUCUUAAAUAUUAAUCUUUUUUUAAAAAAAGUUAUAAGAUUUAAUGUAAUGGACAUUUUUUGUCGUUUUCAUGGUUUUUAUACACUUCGCCAUUUGAGACAGUGGUAUUCUAAUUCCAGUGCAAUAUAAUACAAGGUUUCUUAUGUAUGCUUUGUGCUUUCCUAUUGUAAGGAAUGCGAAUGUAAACUGGAAGCUUAGUGGAAUGUGAUUUCUAAACCCACAUAAUUGGGGAGUAUGAGAAUAUUACUACAGUAUCUUGUCAUGUAUGUUGUUUUGCGUGUUUCAGUAAGAAAGAUUUAUGUACAUUCUUAAGGAUAUAAGAUACGUUCAUUGUAACAAAACUGGAAGUGCUCAAAUACCUUAAAUAAUAUUCUGAGUCAUCUGUUGUGUCAGAUUUCUGGGCUGACAGGUUUUGGUAAGUUGUGCUCUGUAUCUCUCGACAGCACUCUUCUCCUUUUAUUAAAUUAUAAAAACUACACAUUUUC
Messenger RNA from Zootermopsis nevadensis, 6249 nucleotides. The record is from RefSeq and is a predicted model, not a curated record. NCBI's taxonomy places the organism in Eukaryota, Metazoa, Arthropoda, Insecta, Blattodea, Termopsidae.